This is a messenger RNA of Paramuricea clavata, 3786 nucleotides long. The record is from the annotation of a GenBank genome assembly. Lineage: Eukaryota; Metazoa; Cnidaria; Anthozoa; Malacalcyonacea; Plexauridae.
AUGGCUGAAACAUGGGAAAUCAUACUGUGGGUCAUUGUCGCUGCGGCUAUCGUCAUCCUAAUUUUUGUUGCCAUAGGGAUAUUUCUUGCAUGUCGAAAACGAAAUCGGCGAAAAAAGAACGUAAAGUAUGUAUCCGUUUUGUCGUGAACGUUUUGCUCAUGCGUGUGCAUAUAUUCCCAUACUUUGUAUUGGAGUGGAACCAUAUACCGGAUACAUCCGAUAAUAUCAAUCAAUCAAAAUUUAUUAAGCACCAUUAACUAAACCAAAUAAUUAUUUACAAAAGGUAAUUCUACAAAACAAUGGUGCAAGCUAACUGUAAUAACCAUAUUAAAGGAUAGACGAGACAGCUUGUAAUUAUUGUUAAAAUCAAUAGUGAGAAUAGCUCAGAUGGUUAAAUGUCUUAAAUAUAAAAUUGAAAUCAAAUUAUCAUGCAAAUUAUCAAUGAAUAUAUUUUAAGAAUAUAAUUCCAAUAAUGAAGAAUACCAAUUUCACUCAUUAUAUUUCGAUAAUAAUUUUUUUUUAAUUUCUUUUUAAAUUGCGAUGGUUUAAGUUUCUUUGUCUCAUAAUCAAUAUCAUUCCAUAGUUUUGCACCAGAAUAUCUGAUAUUAAAUUUUCCAUAAUUGGUGCUUAUACGAGGAAGAGAAUAUGAUGAUCUUGAAGCGGUAUUCGUGUAGUAUUCGGGUAUUGGCGAUAUUGACAAUUCAAAAAUACCGAUAUACCGACAUUACCUACAGGAUUGAAACGCUAUCUCAAGUCAAACUUGCUUACAAUCACGUUUAGAAACCAAAGUUAAUACUCACACAGAUGGACGAUUUUGUUCUUACAGUUCCAGCAGCUUUAGUUUAGCAAUACCAAGACGUCUUGUUUAUUAAAUCGCCUUAAUCGGAAAUAUAUAAAUGGCGAAAUUUUUUAAAAAAUUUCAAGGAAAAUUUCGAUAAAAAAGAACAUUCGAUUUUGGAAAGUGGAAGCACUAGCAUUUGCGAAGCAGCGAAAACCUUUUCAAGUUUUUUGGAAAUAUUUAUCGGGCAGUAUAAUAAUUGCCGGUUAGCAUUUUAUGAUAACUACAUGUAAACUAAGAUCAAAAUGAACAACGAUUAUGCUAACUAAUUAUUACUAUAUGUCUUUGGUUUAUUAAGAACCAAGCAUCUAAGAGGGGCUAGUUAAUGUACACAGCUAAUUCAGUUAAAAUGCGAUCACAAAUAUGAUUUUUUGUAUGUGUAACAUCUAGGUUAUUCGAAGAAGAAAUGUAAUAUAUCUUUAUAAUAAAAAAUCCCAUCUUGAUGAACUUUUUCACUCUCAAAGUUUCUGGAUAUGAUGUCAUUAGGUGAAUUACAAAUUAGUUUUCUUUUGUUUUUCUACCAAAAAUUCACCUAAUGCCAUCAUAUCCGGGAACUUUGACAGGGAAAAAGUUUAUCAAGAUGAGGUUUUUUACUAUAAAUCGACAUCACAUUUCUUCUUAGAAUGACCCAAAUAUUACAAAUACCAAAAACUAUAUUUGGGGUUAGUCGCACUUUAACGUUACCCUAUGAAAGGUCGAAACCACGAAAAGUAGAACUUUUAAGCGCGAUAAGUGACAUUGGUGUGACAUUUUUUUCAAUGCUUCUAUUUGCUCGAAAUAUUUCGCAACACACAUCUUCCAUUCCUCCGUUCUUUACGACUAUUUUCUUACCGUUCAUUUAGACACCAACGUUUCGAGUGGCAAAGAAAAGAUGAGACGGAUUAUGGAAAACGAAAAGUUCGUUAUGACGCGUCUAGUAGCGAGGCAAAAAUUAUGGAUGAAACUGACGGCGGUGAAAAAUCAUCCCAACUGACCAAGGUCGAAUAUAAUGCGAAAACUGAGGAAGCCAAGAUACUUGGUGUAGGCGAUAAUAAAGGUUUUGUGGAAGAAAAAGUGACCGGAAGUAGUGCUAGAAAUAGCAGUGACGAAAUCUCAGGCGUUCAAAAAUUUAAUGACUAUCAAAUGUCAAGCGAAAUUUCAAGGCCAACGACGAGUCACGUGAGCAAGGAAUCUAAAAGUUUUUCGGAGACCUAUGAAUCGAGGGAAACUGAAGUUAAACGUCUGGGCGAGAGCAAAGGUGAUUACGUUAGAUUAGAAGCCGCACCUGUGCAAAGAGAACGCCUACAGCCGAUUGAAGUGGUUCCCAGGGAAACGGCGAUGACGUCAACGACGACGUCAAAGAAUGUGACGUCACAAGGUGCUGUGAAAAGCUAUACAAAUCUUGGAUACAGUCAAGCUGGUCAGAAUGGUGAUUUGAUAUCAAACGUUCAGUUUCAACUACCGGUUGCUGUGAUAAGGGCGUUUGUUAAUCCUGGACAUAAUACCAGUUUGAGGUGAGUUACUUUGUAUUGUGUUGUUAUAAUAUUAUUUUAUAUUAGUAGCAGUGAAUGAAAGCAUUGUCUGCCUGUUUUGUUACCCCAAUUCAAAGAUAAUUAUUGUAUGUUGUCUUUAUUUGGACGACUUUCUUAAGUUGGAUGAUUUUAUUCCUGAUGAAACGUUUUAUGAUUGACAUACCUACUUACAAUGGCACAAUCGUUAGAGCAUGCGCUUCUCACUUCUAUGAUCGGGGUUUCGAUUCUCGCUGCGGACGUGUGACACUUUUGUGACAAGAGUUAGUCAACGCUCUACCGAAAGUCAUGAAUUUUCUCCGGGUACUCCGAUUCUCUCCCACAGGCAAUAUCGGUAGGGUAGGUUGGGAUUAGCCCCCUAACCUAAUUACAUGAUUAAAAUUAUUAAUAACAUUUCUAUUGCGCAAAUUCACAUGUGGAUAUACGCCUAGACCAUUUUAUCUUUACAACAGUUGUGAUGUUGCUUUCUUAACUGUGUUUAUCCUAACCCACCCUGUCAACUCUCCCUGUCGGAAGAAACCGGAGCGCUUGGAGAAAACCCACGACUUUCGGCAGAGCGUUGACUGACUCUUUUCACAUGAAUCCAUAGCGAGAUCUCAGAGGUGAAGAGGCGUGCUCUUGACGACACGUCCUAAAUGUUACAUUAAGAUUUGUGCCACUGUCCUUCAAUAUUUCUUGACUUUAAACAGGCAAGCAAAAUCCUUACCAAGAAAUUACUCAAAGUUGAACUACAAGAAAUCUUUUACGACCUCCACAACACCUAGACGCAGACCUCUCCUCUACACUUGGUCCUUGAAAGCCAACGACUCCGAAACUGCGCAACCUUGGGUGAACCUCCCUGUGAUAUACAAAGAAACACAUCCUUACGGUGACCGUCGAAGGAGCGCAAAACAUAGACGCUCAACACAAGCAAGAAGUUUUACGAAACGUAGUUUAAUGAAACAAAAGGAUAAGAAAUGUGGGUCCCUGAACGGAAUUUAUAUCACCGAUAGUCGUCCUCGACGAUCUUACCAACACAAUGCCAAAGGUUCGACAUAUUACGAGAAAUCGGUGGGACCUUAUGAAAGCUAUUUUGUUCCAAACUCCGAUAGAGCUGAUGCGGAUUACAGCCCUUCAAAACGUCAGGAAAUUUCAAAAAGCGAUCGCAGAAAUUAUGGUGAUUUUUACGAAGAGCAUUACAAAAUGGUUAAGAAGUCAGAGUUCCCAGCAUUCCGUUCGAGCUCGACCAAAUACGAGACGAAGAAAUCACGUGAUGUUGAGCCCGAGAUCUCGUCCAUUGUCAGCGGCAGCGAGUUCUCGGAUUUCUUACCAACUCCUCCGCGGCCAAGCGAGAGCCAAUCAGAUGGCUCGGCGGAAGGGUAUUCUCGCGGGAGUUAUAAAGCGUACAAGAGUAGGUUAGAAAAGAGCAGUAAGAGAAGAAGGGAAGUCGUUUCUGAGGAU